UCCGUUCUUAUUCGAGGAAAGAUGCUAACUGGAAAGCAUGCAACAAUUCUUUAAAUGCCACUUGAAAUUAUAGUUUUCAAUUAUUUUGUGACUAAGUGUUAGCUACAGACUAAAUGAUUUACUUGCUAGGUAAGUGAACUAAACAAGCAGAGGGACAGCGUUCAGUCAGAGGCAAGGGGGGGUUAGCAGCUUUCACCAAACAAUCGUGAGCACACUUCCAGAUGCACUCAGCCAGCUGUUUAACAAUCAGGACAAGCUAAAAUACUUAGCUACUAGCUAUCUUGUUUACCUUGUUUGAAAACAUAUCUGGACUUUAGUAUUAUUAAUAACUCAUGACUUGAGGUCAGAAUUUGUUCGAGGGUAACACGAAAAUGUCGGCAAACUUGAGUCCUCCAAACACGGCGUUGGUAGCGGAAUUAUCAUUUUCGUUUCAGGAUGAAUUGACUGCUACUAUUCAAAAUGCAUUAGGAGUAGCAGUGGAGGUAGCUGUGGUUGAGGUUACAAAACUAGUCGGCCAAGUGUUGAGGGACGUGCGGGAUCAAAUGCACGAGACGCUGCGGGACAAUAAGUCCCUAAAGUUUCGCUUGCAAGCAGCCGAACUUGAAUUAUGUGCAGCGCGAGGGGAGGAACGUCAAGUAGAAUCAAUAAUAGGGGACAAAGCCAGUACCAAUAGUAGAAUUCAACAGGUUCAUCAGCAGCUGAAUUCUCUAAACGUCUCACAAAAUACAAUCAAAUCAGGAAGAGAAGGAGAGCAUAGAGUUCAUGAAUCCAAUCAUUCUCUUCAUACAAAAAAUGUUGAGGAUAGGUAUGGAGGAUUUGAAUCAGAAGUUGCUGAUAACCCUGCAUAUCUUACCGAAUCGUUUUGUGAGAUCCGUGAGGAUGGUCGUAUCUGCACUCAAGAUAUUAAACCAGAUUUAUUGGGCAAGUCGACUUUAAGUCAAGGAGAUGCAGCUGAGACUAAAGAGGUUCUCCCAAACAUAUACUCAGACAACCAUGAAGAUGUUGAACAUUUUAACCGAGCAUGCACAGAGACAACCGCAGGACAUGACACAUCAACAGUUGACAGCCAUCCCUUCCCUGAAGUUACCACGAAGAAUGCAGAGGUGAAGUAUCUGGUUGAAGUGAAGGUGGAAUCUGCAGACCUGGGAUGCAGUAGGAACUCUGGUCCCCACACCGAAGGAGGAGAAGAGGACUACUGUCCAGACAGUCUCUCCUUGGCUCAAACUAGGCUGCUGGAGGAUUGGAGGCCGGAGGCACUGCAGCUCCCUCACAGGGAUCCAGACUCAUUCACCCCCUCCACUAGCCACUCUCUAUCGGACUCCCCAAUCUUCAACCCAGACAUUCCAGACUUGGACAUCUUAUCGUCUUCUUCAGCCACAGGUCUCCAUGCAGGCUUUGGUAAGCAGCAGCAGUACCCACCCAGAGAGACUGCUGGGGCUUCCACCUCUCACUCACACCAGAUGUACAGCCCUCAGAUAGGUGAAGUGAACAACAUGGCUGCAGCACAGCACAUCUGCAAGAUCUGUGGAGAGAAGUUCCAUCUGUCUGAGGAGCUGCGGCGACAUCGUAGUCUUGUUCAUCCGAAGGAUAUGAACAAGCUCCCCAAGCGCAACCUCUACCCCCCUGGGCGUAGCCCGUACCACUGCUCCCUGUGUGGUCGAGACUUCAACCGCAUGGAGCACCUGAAGAUCCAUCAGCGUAUUCAUACUGGAGAGAGGCCUUAUGCCUGCACAGUGUGCAACGCACGCUUCCGUCACUCUUGGGCUCUCACAAGACACUUCCGCAUUCACACAGGAGAGAAGCCCUACACCUGCAGCCAGUGUGGGAAAACUUUCCGAAACUGUGGGGGACUGCGAUUUCACCAGCGCACCCACUCAAUGGGAGGGGUCGGCUGAUAAGGUCUUCAUGAAAGACUAAUGGAAGGAAAAACAGGAAGCAAGGAAAGCACUGGGGAUAUACAGAGAGACUGGUAAAAAAGGAUGGUAUUAGCUUACUGUACGUGUUAAAAGAAAUUUAGCCUGUGUCUUUUAUCGGAAGGAACAGAAAUAAUUCAAAUUGGGGGCAGAACUCUGAGUGCAGCACAGUUGAUGUGGUUCAUACAAGGUGAGGAGCAUCAUUGAUGAUGUAUAGACAAAUGUACAGCUUGAAAUAUCCUGUUAAAUAUGACAAUCUGUUCCCAUACACAUUUACUCAGCUAGUGUUUUGUACGAUGGCUUGCUUAUUUUACUGUGUUGCCAACUGACAUGUUUCUGUAUUAAAACCCCACAAAACAAAUACAUCCUUUGUCUUUAUCUCUUGCUGAAUGUAUUAUGUCAUAUAUCAAUCACAUUUGCAAUACAGAAACAUGAUCUUCAAACAUUUUGUUCCUAUGAUUCUAGUGUCAUGUACAACAGCAUUGGCUAAUAACAGCUAUGUAAAUAACGGGGUCAAGUCUAAAAAGGAGCAUUACUGCCACCUACUGUACUGAUCUGGGAGUUCCUCAAUGAUUCAAAUCCAUUUUUAUUUGUCACAUGCACCUAAUACAACUUGUAGACCAUACCGUGAAAUGCUUACU
Salvelinus namaycush (lake trout) is the source of this 2554-nucleotide messenger RNA. RefSeq names its product zinc finger and SCAN domain-containing protein 5C-like. The record is from RefSeq and is a predicted model, not a curated record. The coding region runs from base 372 to 1895 and encodes 507 amino acids. The transcript is spliced from 3 exons. Gene Ontology annotation, biological process: regulation of transcription by RNA polymerase II. Gene Ontology annotation, molecular function: RNA polymerase II cis-regulatory region sequence-specific DNA binding; DNA-binding transcription factor activity. Lineage: Eukaryota; Metazoa; Chordata; Actinopteri; Salmoniformes; Salmonidae.